CAGCUUUAAAAGGCUGGGUCACUCCCUCCUGAGAAGAUUCACUUCAACAAACCCUCUCAACACACCUCCCGUCUCAGCUUCAACCAGCACAUGGAAAUGGAGGACCAAAUGGAAAGCCAGAAGAGAAGAGGAAUGAGUAAAGAAGAUUUAAUAUCUGAACGGACAGGGUCUUUGGGAUGCAUUGGUUGGUUCAUCGUCAUAGUCUCUGGCAUCUUCACAGUUUUCCUCUUCCCCAUCACCAUCUGGUUUUGUCUGAAGAUUGUUCAGGAGUAUGAGCGCGCCGUCAUGUUCAGACUGGGACGCAUUACAGACAGGAAGGCUAAAGGACCAGGGAUUUUCUUUAUCCUGCCGUGCACUGACUCCUUUGUGAAAGUGGAUCUGCGAACAGUUUCAUUUGACAUCCCACCACAAGAGAUCCUGACCAAGGACUCAGUUACAGUUUGUGUGGACGGAGUGGUGUACUUCCGGGUCAGUGACCCCAUCGCCUCUGUGGCCAACGUGUCUAAUGCUGACUUCUCCACCCGUCUGCUGGCACAGACCACCCUCAGAAAUGUCCUGGGGACUAAGAACCUGUCUGAGCUCUUGUCUGACCGUGAGGGCAUCGCUCACAGCAUGCAGAGCAGCCUCGAUGAAGCCACAGACAACUGGGGCAUCAAGGUGGAGCGUGUGGAGAUUAAAGAUGUGAAGCUGCCACAUCAGCUGCAGAGAGCCAUGGCGGCUGAAGCAGAGGCUGCACGGGAGGCCAGAGCCAAGGUGAUUGCAGCAGAGGGUGAGAUGAAUGCAUCUCGUGCCCUGAAGGAGGCGUCCCUCGUCAUCGCAGAGUCCCCGUCGGCCCUGCAGCUUCGCUACCUGCAGACUCUCAACACCAUUGCAGCGGAGAAGAACUCCACCAUUAUCUUCCCCCUGCCCAUGGAUAUCAUAUCUCACUUCAUACGGAAGUGAUAGCUCAGUUUGCUGAUCCUCUAAAGUCGCUGUUGAGUAGGGUCACAUUUCUGUGGCUCCUUCAGCAUGCAAGAUGAUGCUAUUGAUGUAUGGUUGACAUUUCUCUCCGACUGACAGUCGGAAACACCUUUAUGGUUUAUGUAUAUCCAAGCUGUGAUCAGGCCAGACCUGCUAACCAAUGUGAUGCAGAUGAAGUUCAGCGUAGUCCGUCUUUGACAAACUGUCUUAUGUAACUGCUGUCAUUUGUCAUUAAAAUUACAUAAUAAAGUGCCUCAUUCACAGAAUUAUAUGAUGUAAUGUUGAUCAGUUGCAUAUUUUGUUACAUUAAAUGUCAAAUUUUUCAAUCUAA
Molecule: messenger RNA, 1291 nt
Organism: Micropterus salmoides (largemouth bass)
Lineage: Eukaryota; Metazoa; Chordata; Actinopteri; Centrarchiformes; Centrarchidae
Gene: stoml3b
Product: stomatin (EPB72)-like 3b
Exons: 7
Coding region: 91-942 (283 amino acids)
Cellular component (GO): plasma membrane
Source: RefSeq, a predicted model, not a curated record